CCAGAUGACAUCAGUGGUCAUGAGCAGGCCGUAAAAGCAACCACGCUGGCUUUUAAAUGAAGACAUUCCAGUUGCUUUCGUUCGUAACCAAAGGUGCUCAGUUGCGUUACUUACCGAAUUGUUUACGAAGUGCAGAGAUUUUUACAUCUUCACUCCGCGAAAAGUUAGUACCAGAGUGGGGCUCUAAGAAGCACGCUAGCAAGCGAAAAUUACUCGUAAACACUAACCAUUUGAAAAUGGAUGCAGAGAUUGAGAAACAGCUGGCCCCUCUGAGGGCCCGAGUGAAGGAGCAGGGUGAUUUGAUUCGUCAAAUGAAAACUGAUGGAGCCCCAGAAAUGGACGUUAAAAAACUAGUUCAAGAACUGAAAAGUCGCAAAAAGGAACUUGAAGAUAUGACACUGAAGUUGUACCCACAAGACUUUUUUGAUCGGGCCAAAAUGAAUGAUCUUAUCAAACGAAGAUUUUUCUAUGAUAAUUCAUUUGCUAUAUAUGGUGGGAUUACAGGCCAGUAUGAUUAUGGUCCAUUGGGAUGUGAUUUGGUUGACAAUAUGCUCACAGAAUGGCAGAAGCAUUUUGUUAUUCAAGAAAGAAUGCUGAAGGUAAAUUGUUCAAUUCUCACCCCAGAACCCGUUUUGAAGGCCUCUGGCCAUGUUGAUAAGUUUGCUGACUAUAUGGUGAAGGAUGUUAAGACUGGUGAGUGUUUCCGGUUGGACCACUUGAUAAAGCAAUAUUUUGAGAAGUAUAUUGCAGAUAAGAAAGUUUCUCAGGAAGAGAAGGAUGAAAUUUCUCGUAAAAUCAACCUCCUUGAUGACAUGACUAUGAAAGAAAUGGAUGACAUUGUAAAAGCAUAUGACCUAAAGUCUCCGUCAACUGGCAAUAACUUAACAGAUGCUGUGGAAUUCAAUCUCAUGUUUCCUAUUUCUAUAGGACCAUCAGGGAAUAUGGCAGGGUUCCUGAGACCUGAAACUGCUCAAGGAAUUUUUGUUAACUUCAAGCGUUUGUUAGAAUACAACCAAGGAAAACUUCCAUUUGCUUGUGCCCAAGUAGGGAAUGCUUAUCGAAAUGAAAUUUCACCACGCUCUGGACUGCUGCGAGUGAGAGAAUUUACAAUGGCAGAAAUUGAACACUUUUGUUAUCCAGAUAAUAAGAGCCACACCAAGUUUAAUCAGGUUGCAGAUACAGAGAUGGUAUUGUACUCGGCAUGUGCUCAGAUGGAUGGAGAAUCUCCAAAGCGUAUGACAAUUACUGAAGCUGUUAGAGGACUUGGGGUGACCUCAUUUGGGCUUCUGGAAACAGCAUCAGAAGUGGAGGCAUUGGAUUACUACUUACGUGAUCGAAGCUAUAUAUUUGGUCAUGUACCCUCACAAGCAGAUGUCACAGUGUUUGAAGCAUUAAGACAAGCGCCUUCCUCUGAAUUCAGUCAUGUAACUCGUUGGUUUCAUCACAUUUCAAGCUUUGAAGAUAAUGAAAAACGAAACUUCCCUGGCAUAAGCGGAACAAUCGUAGAUCUCACAGGCGGACGACAUAAGGGUUUAGUAGCCAACGAAACCUUAGGUUACUAUAUGGCCCGUAUUCAACAGUACCUUCUCAAGAUUGGCAUUAAUCCCAAAAAACUAAGAUUUCGGCAACAUUUAGGAAAUGAGAUGGCUCACUAUGCAUGUGAUUGCUGGGAUGCAGAGUGUCUUACUUCUUAUGGUUGGAUUGAAUGUGUUGGAUGCGCAGAUCGAAGUGCCUAUGAUUUAAGUCAACACACAAAAGGCUCAGGUGUACGAAUGUCUGUGGAACGUCCUUUAAAAGAACCAAAAAUUGUAGAUUCAGUUGUUGCUCUUCCAGACAAGGUAGCUAUCGGGAAAACUUUCAAGAAAGAUGCUAAGGUUGUGCAGGAAGCAUUAGCAUCCUUGUCUAGUGAGGCUGCUGAGGAUAUGGAUAAAACCCUCAAUGAAGUUGGGGAGUGUGUAGUUAAUGGAUUCAAAUUAACAAGAUCAAUGGUGCCUGCAUUUAAAAGGGAGCAGAAGAAGAUACAUGUUGAAGAAAUUAUUCCAAGUGUUAUUGAACCUUCCUUUGGCAUUGGGCGUAUAUUUUAUUCGCUAUUAGAACAUACAUUUAGAAUAAGGGAGGAUGAUGAGAAGCGAACUUAUUUUGCCUUACCAGCAGUUGUGGCACCUAUCAAAGUUUCAGUAUUGCCACUUUCUAACAAAACUGAAUUUAUUCCGUUUGUUACACAAUUAGCUGAUACCUUAACUGAUCUGAAUCUGCCUCUGAGAGUUGAUGAUUCUACUGGAUCCAUUGGUCGGCGUUAUGCUCGGACAGAUGAGAUUGGGAUACCUUUUGGUAUUACAGUUGAUUUUGAUACUGUCAACAACUUGGCGCACACAGUCACUUUGAGAGAGAGGAACUCCACUGAGCAAGUGCGGAUGCCAAUUGAUGAAGUGCCCUUAAUCAUUCGGCAUUUAGCAGAUGGAAAGCUCCAGUGGAAAGAAGUUACAGAAAAAUGGCCUAAAUUUGUAGCUCAAGAAACUACUAAAUAACAUGAUUCAUUAUUAAUACAUUUUGUUGACUUACAAUUGUAAUACAUUUUUUGUAAGCUAUUAGUUUUUUUUUUUCUUUUACAGUGAAGUUCAUUGAAUAUGCAAAUGAAUUUAUGCACUAUUUGCUUGGUGUAAUGAAUAUCAAUUGGGAAUAUAACAGAUUUUUUAUGCCCUGAUUAGUUAAUUUUAAUAUUGGUUUUCUUCAAUUUUUUUUACAUUUUAAUACUGUGUAGGGCACAAACUUUGUAUGUCACUCAUUACUUUUCACAAUAUAUAAUUUGUAGAUAAUUUGUAGAAAGUUUGGGAAUCUUUGAACAAUGAUUUUCUUUUAAAUUUUGUUUUAUAAUAAUAAUUUGAAAAUGCAAU
Macrobrachium nipponense is the source of this 2894-nucleotide messenger RNA. It is a transcript of the gene GlyRS, whose product is annotated as glycine--tRNA ligase-like. Gene Ontology annotation, biological process: mitochondrial glycyl-tRNA aminoacylation. Gene Ontology annotation, cellular component: mitochondrion; cytoplasm. The transcript is spliced from 16 exons. The coding region runs from base 57 to 2528 and encodes 823 amino acids. The record is from RefSeq and is a predicted model, not a curated record. Gene Ontology annotation, molecular function: ATP binding; glycine-tRNA ligase activity. NCBI's taxonomy places the organism in Eukaryota, Metazoa, Arthropoda, Malacostraca, Decapoda, Palaemonidae.